GGGGAGGGGCUUGGGGUCAGGGUUAACCCGGAACCACGUGGUUGCCCCUCCUCCACGUGUUCGUUCGUGGGUCCCGGCAUUGGUAAAGUCUCAGCAUCAGUCUCAGUUGAAGUUGGCUGUUUCCCCUCGUUCUCGUUGCCUCUUCCCAUCGCCGCGCAAUGUCCUUCUUCAUCAAGAAGAAGGUGGUGGACAGGGAGCGGACCAACGGUUCCGUCAGAGGCAACAAGAGGAAGGGUGCUGAUGACAAAACAACGGCCACAAAAGCGAAAAGAAAACAAACUAUCCAGAGAGAUGAUGAGAUCUCAAGCGAUUCCGAAAAAGAGAGCGAUGGCGAGCGAGGAAAGAAGGAGGAGGAGAAUGACUUGGAGGUGGAGGAGACGGCUCAGGAGAAGAAGUUGCGCUUGACCAAGCUGUAUCUGGAGCAGCUGCGGACGGAAGAGGAGGAUAAGGCUGAUGACCGAGCUUUCCGUCAUGACGUCAUAGCGGACCGGCUGCAGGACGAGCUGAUGGAACAAAGCGGCACUCUUCAGCGACAAAUCGCAAAAGAGCUGCGCUUGCCCGGCCCCGGCGCGGUGCGCGUGCUGCGCGGACACCAGCUGCCCAUCGUGUGCCUCGUCAUCUCUCCCGACAGCAAGCACAUCUUCUCCGCCUCCAAGGACUGCACCCUCAUCAAGUGGGACGUGGAGUCAGGGCGCCGGGUGCUCUCCGUGCCGGGCCUCAAGAAGAAGGACAAGAGUGGUGUCGACGGCCACGCAGCGCACGUCCUCUGCAUGGCCAUUUCCUCUGAUGGCAAAUACCUGGCAACGGGCGACAGGGACAACCUCAUCCUGUUGUGGAACCCGGCCACGAUGCAGCUGCUGCACACAUUCAAGGGGCAUCGUGACGCCGUGUCGGGCCUGUGUUUCCGAAAGGGGACCCACCAGCUGUACAGCGCCUCGCACGACCGCUCCGUCAAGGUGUGGAACGUGGAUGAGAGGGCCUACGUGGAGACGCUAUUCGGGCACCAGGAUGCCAUCAUGGGCCUCGACUGCCUGGCGCGGGAGCGAUGCGUGACGGCAGGCGGGCGCGACCGCUCGGUGCGUGUCUGGAAGAUCCUCGAGGAGUCCCAGCUCGUGUUCCACGGCCACGCGGGAUCCAUCGACUGCAUUCAGCUGAUCAACGAGGAGCACAUGGUGUCUGGAGCGGACGACGGCUCGCUGGCGCUCUGGGGCCUGCACAAGAAGAGGCCGCUGGCCACUGUGCAGAAAGCGCACGGCAUGCUGGGCGAGCCCGGCUUGGAGCAGCCGCAGUGGAUCACCUCGGUGGCCGCCAUGCUCAACAGCGACGUGGUGGCCUCAGGCUCGCACGACGGGCACAUACGACUGUGGAAAUGUGGGGCAAGCUUCAAGUCGCUGGAGCCGCUGUUCACCGUGCCGCUGAGCGGUUUCAUCAACGUCCUCGCUUUCUCCAGCUGCGGCUCCUUUUUGGUGGCCGGCGUAGGGCAAGAGCACAGGCUCGGCCGCUGGUGGAGGAUGAAGGAGGCGAAGAACGCCAUCUGCAUCAUCCCACUCGUGCAAGAUGCCACCCGGAACCCGGAGGCUGCCGCAGUCGAAGAACCCAAGACCUAACCGGCGUCGCCUCCCACCCUUCCUCUCCUCCCUCACAACCUCCCAAUGCGACGCCACUUCCGGUUGACAACGCCGCCACAGAUCGCCCAACCACGCCCGGUGCUCUCCCGCAACUGUUGGUUCAUUCCGUCUCAUGCUCUUGCCCACUAGGGGACGUCCCAUCUCUGAUAACCACCCAGUGAUAAACAUGUUGGCAGCAUUAAAGGUACGCAAGAUUCUGUGUUCCUUUUUUUGUAUGUAUAUAUAUGCAGCCCUUUGCCCAUCCAGUGCUGGAUGAAAGGCCUCCUCAUGCCUUUUCAGCAAUGGGGAUUGUUUGACCAUACUUUCACGCAGGUCAGUGCACGUUUGCGGGAAAGGGUCAUGCUCCCAGGACCGGUUCAGAUGCCAAUCUACACUGAUGUAAGUCAUGGCCCGGAUUCUAACUCGGGCCGAUGGGUCUGUUGCACAGUGCGCUACAGACCACCAAUCCACCGCCUCACCCUUGUGUUCCUUGAAAAGGAAUACAAAUUAAAUAUUUUAAUUUUUUUUAUUGUCAAAAGUGCUUGUGUGUGCGCGUGCUCACUGCCUAGCCAAUGCAAGCAAGAUUUUGGCCAAGCGCAGUGAGAAGUAUCGUAUCCUUUGUCUCGCGGCCCCGCCAUCAAUCCUCUCCACUGCUGGCCGUCCAAUCGCGCGCGGGAGUCUAAUCCCAGGGGCAAAUGUUUGCCCUUCGCUUGCGGCUUGCGGAUGAGGUUGUAGUGGGAGCACACGCGCCCGCCCGCCCGCCCCUCCCGUGUCGACCGCCACAGCUCGCAGCGGUUUAAUAUUGACGCUGGGAACGGUCGGCCAAAAGCCGCUUCUUGACAAGGGAUGCGGAGUAAGCCAACGCUCCCCACACCUCGACAACGGGGGAAUGCGCAGCGCUGUUUGUGUUUCCUUGAUUACAAUUGGAAGUCGCAAUCUCCCCAGUGCAGUUGGAAUUCUUGACACGGUCAGUGAUAUACAACGCAUUAUCAUCGUCGGCUUCAAGCGAGAUGUUUAAUACCUCGCCUGGUAUACAGGAGGUCGUGGGUUCGAUCUCGACCUUGACGCCAGCGGUAUAUUUGGAGUUUGGGUGUUCUCACCGUAGGCGCGUGUUUUUUGUCUGGGACCUUCGGUUUUUAUCCCUCCAUAUUUAGAAAUGCGCGUUUAGAGUAUUUGGCUGCAAUAAAUUAUUUGUGGCCAGGUCGCUUCUGAAAAAAAGAGCUACAAUAUCUCAGUGGGCCUUAGCUGGUAAAACAAAAAAAUAGUUUGUAGUUGUAAUCCACCGACGUCGCCAUCUCUCUGUCCUGCGAUGUUGUAAUCCACCUCGUGCCUACACAGUAACCGAUCACUCCGUGGUGGAUGUCCUCUUGGGCACGUUCCCCUCUCUGUUGGCUGCCACUCCAUCGUUCGCCUCGAUCCUGAACCUUCCCCCGCACCUCCGAUUAGUGCGGUUGGCUACAUACGGUGCAAAAGAAGUUGUACAUACAUACGUAGAGACCAUCUCUAAACACACAAUGUCCUUGGCAGUCCGAGUGAUGUCUUUAACCUGCGUGUGUUAUGCGUUUUCAUUAUUGUUACGCUCGUUUAUCCAGAAAAGCCUCACACCGAGUCUUUAGACAGUUUUCAGGAGUGUCCUGCCGAUGUUUCGUGGUCGGGGCGACGUGAUGUGUAAUUCUAGAUUUGAAGCUUUCGUGACUGCAAGGAUCCAUACUCUUUGGUUCUAUUCGGUAAAGUCACGUAGGUAAAAAA
Molecule: messenger RNA, 3356 nt
Organism: Petromyzon marinus (sea lamprey)
Lineage: Eukaryota; Metazoa; Chordata; Hyperoartia; Petromyzontiformes; Petromyzontidae
Gene: RRP9
Product: ribosomal RNA processing 9, U3 small nucleolar RNA binding protein
Cellular component (GO): small-subunit processome
Molecular function (GO): U3 snoRNA binding; protein binding
Source: RefSeq, a predicted model, not a curated record